UUUGGAUAAUAUGUGCUAAUUUCAGUUUAUAAUUUAUUGUUUUAUAGUACGCUUAAGCCGUGGCAUUAUAAGUGCGUUAAAUAUAAAACAAGCAGCAGCGGCAACAACGAAUGUUGCUCAAUCUAAAUUAGGCUGCAAGUGGAACAUUGGAAAUAUAUGCUUAGAGCUGUGCAACAAUUGAAAUCUAAAACCGAUGCCGCAUGUGAUUACCGCCAAACCCCUUCUAAAGCAGCGGCAAAGAGCAAGAGCAAUUGUGAUGAAAAUCAGAUUACCAACUGGAAAACCGCUACAACGAUAACACCAACAACAUCAGCACCACCACCACCACCACCACCUUCCCUUAACACCCACCCCCGCGCUCAGCUACGCAGCAGUACCUACUUAUAAUACAUAUUUUGAUUUCGUUAACAACAACGAUAAGAGCGUGUUAUGUUUUAAACUUUUUUUGUUGCGUGCAAAACUUUUUGUUCACCUCUCCCCUCCGUGUGUGUGUGUGUGUGUGUACCCCGGUGUGUGUGUGUGGGUGCGUGUCUAAAGAGGCCUUGCAACGUACAACAAAAAAGAAAGGAGGACAAAACAACACGUCGAUAAAGCACGGCCGCAAAAAUUCCCAAAUCCGUGGCAACAAGCAAACUGCAGCGCCUCAAAGCCAAGGCUGCUAGUCAACACUACGGCGGCACUUAUCGCAAGUCCAGUAAGAACGGCAGCAACGGCGGCGGAGGCAGCGGCAACAGCGGUAACGUUGGGGGCGGCUGUGGCUCCGGCGAUUUAAAUAAUUUUACAACAACCAGCGGCUAUAACUAUCAACGCGGUGGCGCUGCGGAGGAGCGUAGCUUUGCUGCCACAGCGGCGACGUCGGCGUUGGCGUUGGCGUCGACAGCCACAGACACUGUUGGCGAAAAGUCAUAUCAUUACAACAACAACAACAAUUAUCAAAAGUCAAACUACACCAGUGCCAAUUACAAUAAUCAAACGUCAACAACAACAAACCACCUGCCUUAUCAACAACAACAACACUCACCUUACAAUAACGGGAACAGCAACAGUGGCAGCAACACGAUGUUGAUGACCAAACAGAAGCCCUCGCUAAACGAGCGCCUCAACAUAGGCGAUGAGGUGCGCGAACUUAAACUGGGCGCCACAUUCAAUCCAAAAAACACAACGACCGCAUUUCACACAAUCAAAUAUGACUUUAAGCCAGCGAGUGUGGAUCCAAGCCGUAUGGCAACUGUGGAUGUCGGCUCCAAUAAUCAAGUUACUGUUACCGUGCCAAAUUUAGAAAGUUCCGGUGUGCCUCAUACAGUUUAUAAGGGUAAUCACAAAAAAUAUACAAAAGAAUGCCUAAUAAUAUUCGACAAGGAAACGGGUGCUAUCACAUUAGAGAAGCUAAAUCACAAUAUACAAGUAAAGAAGACAAGAAGCGAAAUGACAAACAAGCCGAGCUUAAUGCCAGCCAACAAUGUUAACAAUCAGGCAAAUGGCGUUGCCCCAACCAUGCCCCCCGCCGCUGGAUCGUCGUCCCAAAAGCUAGAGAACAGCACCAUGCGUAUUUCAUCCAAGACGAAAGUGUCUACAGGCAGUCGCCGCAAUAAUAUAAUUGACUUCAAGCCGCGCAAUUCGCCCAUGCAACAAAGCUCGCCAUCGCGUCCAGCGCCUUCGCAUCGCAGUCCACAAUCCGCACCAGCUUGGCAUGCCAACAAUGCGCAGCAAACAUUGCCCAGCAUACCUAUGAUUACGGAUGAUGAUGAUUUUGGCUUCGCUGCUGCGCUGCAGAAUGGCAAUCAAGCAAAUACAUCAGGCUCAUCUACUGGCUCAGCUGGUCAGCCGGAUUAUGGCAACAUGUCGGUUGGUAAACAGCGACAAGGCGCGCCAAGCAAGCGACAGCAGCAUGCACAACGCAGCAGUCCACCCAUGGCGCAACAGCAGCAGCAGCAGCAGCAACAAAGUUAUGCGCGCGGCAACAGCUACGCACAACAACAGCAACAAAGACACACGCCGCCGCAACAACAGCAGCAGCAGCAGCAGCAACAACAACAGCAGCCGCAGCAGCAGCAACAACGCGGAUCCUUCAGCCAUAGCAUGCCCAUGGACUUUGAUUCACACAGCCAGCAUGAACAGUCCGUGGCGCAUGCAGCAGCGGUGCUUGAACAGCAAAUUGGCGGCGCCCUAAGUGCCUCCAGUUCCAGCUCGGAGUCAGAUUCCAGCGACAGUGAUAGCGGCAGCGAUUCGGAUGAUAGCACAGAUGAUGAGCAUGCCACACAUCAACAGCCAGCAGCAGCUAUGGUGCAGCAACAACAACAACAGCAGCAACAGCAGCAUAUGCAUCAGCUGCCCAAUCUGGGACUGGGUUCCAUUUCGCCAGCGUACAACAGUCAACAACAACAACAACACCAGCAACAACAACUUCAACAGCAGCAGCAGCAGCAACAACAGUCUGGCAUUUAUGCAAGCAACGGUGGAUUUCCAAAUGAUUUGCUACAAAACGAUCUGCAAUUGUCCUCAAAUUCGUCCGAUGAUGAUGACGAUUAGCCGAUUUUAAAACUACAUUAUCUAUAUAUAUUUAGUUGUAAUCUAUGCCUUCUUUUGAGUACUUUAACAACAACAACAACAAUCUUAGUUAUUAUUGAUAUUAAUUCUCUCUGCG
This is a messenger RNA of Drosophila busckii, 2644 nucleotides long. It is a transcript of the gene Eaf, whose product is annotated as ell-associated factor Eaf. Bases 1060 to 2529 code for a protein of 489 amino acids. Gene Ontology annotation, biological process: regulation of transcription elongation by RNA polymerase II; positive regulation of DNA-templated transcription. The transcript has 9 exons. Gene Ontology annotation, molecular function: transcription elongation factor activity. Gene Ontology annotation, cellular component: super elongation complex. The record is from RefSeq and is a predicted model, not a curated record. Lineage: Eukaryota; Metazoa; Arthropoda; Insecta; Diptera; Drosophilidae.